UGGCUGAGUUACGGCGGAGCGAUAUUAUUUCUGUAAGACAAAGAGAUGCGUUAAAUCGGGAGAGAGAGAGCCAUGAAUAGUGUGUGAGCCGAGACGUAUGUCACAUAGUAGGCCUAAUGGACUUCUUUGUAUAAAACACGAAAUUUAACCCCAAAUAUAAUAACGUUAGGAUCAAUCACUGAACACUUCAACGGAAUUAAAGUCUGGGAGAACAUGGAGAAGAAACGGUGGGAGUGCUCGGCUCUCCCCAAGGGCUGGCAAAUUGAAGAAGUGACCAGAAAGUCGGGUUUGUCUGCGGGGAAAAGCGAUGUCUAUUAUUAUAGGUACUGAGCGGGCAGUAUUUCAAGAGGGUUAGGGCUGAAUGGGUUUACUUGAGGGAGGAGGAGGAGGAGGGGGUGGGUGACCAGGAGACAGAAAGUUGGGGAGGGGUGUAGCCGAUGUUAGGCUACUCUUUAUAAAUUGUUGGAUAUGGAGCUUGUAAACCAAUGUUUAGCCUAUGUAGGCCUAACAGCCUGUCAAUCAGCUAGGGAGCAGGCCUAAUGCAACAAUGUUAGGUUAUCUGAAUGAUCGCAUCCCAAAUAGCCUAGCCUGAAUCCAGAUCCAUGCUAUAACCUAUAUAUAGCCUAGUCUUAUCCUUUUAUAUGACCGGAGCAACAAUCAAGAAACUACAAGCUGUCCUUUUUUUAGCCGAGGUAAGGAAGAAGAAGAAGAGGAGGAGGAGAGGCGAGAAAGGGGGGAGGCGGGUCGGUUGUAUAGUUUGUGGUAGGCUACCAUAUACCGAAUUUUCAUUCUGUGGUGUGAUGCACGCACGCACGCAACUUGCAAUUGUUGUCAAUUUUUUUUUACAUUAAUUAUCAGCAAGCACGGACGUUUCCAUAGUUUGGUAAUCAUUCAUAGUUUUCCAUUUUUAGAAAAUCAUCAUGCAUCAAAAUAAACUGCAUCAAUAUGCCUACUUAUUUGAAAUAGAAAUGCUGCCCCAGUAUCUGUGCGUUAAGGCGUCAGCAUACUUCAGAUCGGCUGGCGGCUAGCCGAACCGAACGAGUUUGCUCGCAUACUCCCUUAAAAGACCUUCGCUUGAAAAACUAGAAAAAGCGUCAAUAGUACUGUUUGUCCAUUUUGCGACGCCGUAGCCACUAUACACUUCAAAAUAGUCCUAAUUAAUCUAAGGUAACUCAAAAAAUCGGUCAUUAAUUUUAUCUUCGUCGCGCAAUUUUGAUGUUUGGUUCAGUAUUCUUCAGUGAAAAACUGCAUGAAACGAGUGGUCUCUUGUUCAAUGACAACAAAGACUUUAUUGAAGAAUCCCUACUGUUGACCAAUCACUGAUGAAGGGUUGUAGACUUCAGCUCUGAACUUCGGUUUACCUCCAGAAAAAUGCCCAAACAGCGGAAAAACCCGUCAGCAAAGUCCAAAACGAACAAAAACGUCACAAAAUGUCGUCAUAAUAUAUGCACGACCUCUACCGAACUGUUUUGGCUGGGAAGCAUGCAGAUGCAUUUAGAGAUGCCUUUAAAGAUGUUGAUGAUGAGUAUUACAUCGUGGCGUGUUUCAUUAAGCCAUAUGUCAUCUUCACGGAGUCUUGCCCUGCUACUGAACAGACAAGUUUAGCAAAUUUGUGAUAAUGCGGAGCUGGUGUUUGGAGGAUAUAUUGGCACGAUGUUCGUCUCGGGCAGGCAAACCGUGCCAAUAUAUCAUCAGAACACCGGCUUCUGGGGCAUUAUCACUUUUAUACAACGGGUUGCCAACAUAUUCAAAUAAUAAUUGACAUAUUUUAAUUAAUAACUUUUUUUUUUUUUUUCUCUCGGUUCAGUUGCCAGAGUCAUUAAGUCUUUAUUUUCUAAAUCUAUGGAUGCGACCCAGUCGUUCGUUCUAAAUGUUCCAUUGCAAUGAUGGCUGGCUAUGUUCUUAUCCCUUGCUUGCAAGCUAGCCAACUUUGGCUAACAGUCACGUCAAACAGUGCAGCCAGAAUAACAGGAAAGUAGCUUCAUUUGCGUUUAAACUGUAUUCUAAUGAUUUUUUGGGGGAUACAUCCAUAACAAUAAGCUAAUGAUGUGCGGUUUCGCCUGGCAUAGAACAUUUGCUCUCUCGCCAGGCCACUGUUCAGAAGAGAUGGCCAACGCAAUCACUUCAAACUGAACCUGGAAUGACAGCAAACUAGCUGCAUUUCGUGUUCUUCUAUUUAGAUUUUAGUCAUUUAGCAGACGCUCAUAUCCAGAGCGAUUUUCAGGAGCAAUUAGGGUUAAGUGCCUUGCUCAAGGGCGCAUCGACAGACUUUUCACCUAGUCGGCUCGGGGAUUAGAACCAGCGACCUUUCGCUUACUGGCACAACGCUCUUAACCACUAAGCUACCUUCACUAAGCUACCUGCCGCCCCUAUUUCUAUUGUCAUGAUGCUGAUUCAUGAUUUCGACUGGCUGAGAAAAGCUGCCAGCCCGUCUGUCUCCUCCCGACACGUUCAUUACCAUCGGACAGCUGGAGAUCGAAUUGUAAGAUUGAAACAAUGUAGCAAAUGUCGGAGAGAUAGACUGCAUGGUUAUUACAAAUCUACGCUGUUGAAAACCAAAUGCUAGUCUAAAAGAAAUGGAAGAUAAUAUCUAGAUGCUUUUUACAGUGUAGAUCUAGUAUAUAAAUUGCCUGGCUGAGCUGAUGAGACAGUGGAUUGCGGAGUCAGAUGGAACAGAGUAAAUAGGCAUUUUAAUGUAAUAGAUUUAGUUGGUGGUAACUUCUGGAAUAGGCACCGGCUGGAAUGAUCGCAUUUAUUUAGGGAGAUUGCAAAAUAUGACAUUUUCAUUCAAGACAAGAUAAAUAUAUUGUUUCAGGUGAUAAUAAAACAUGUUUUGUUUAGUUACGUUUUCCUCAACUUGUUUAUCUAACUUUAUAGCAAGUCAAAGUAGCUUGCACUGCAGAGCAGCUAGCUAGCUAAAAGCUAGGCUUGGUUGAAGAUACCGUUGUAGCUAGCGACCUCCACCUAAUAAUUAUAAUAAAAAACAAAAGUCAUUAGCGUUACAAUAAACUUCAACUGGAGGCAACAGUCAUAUAAUAUAAUUGGCUGAACAGCAAAUGUGUAUUAUUUAACAUUACUAUUAAAAUACUACUAACUUGUAAACAAUUACCCAUUCCUAUAAAUUGCACGCUAUCCCAUCACCAGAUAUUUUCAUCUUCUGUGGUUUGGUAACUUCCUGUUCUUUGACAGACUCUGUCUGGACUGUUCUUAUUAUAGCUCAGUGGGCUGGAUUGAAGAUUAUGCAAAAUGUGAAAAAUAUGAAAGUAUGCGGCAGCCUUCAACCGCAAGGGGGUGUUGAGUUUUCACUCCGUUGUGGAUGUCCCCAUUGAAAUGCAUGACAUGUGGCGCAACGUAACGGCGUGCUUAUGGGUAAUGUGAACGAGGCAUACCGCUCAGGAAGCUCUGAUUCAAACUCCCAUUACACAGCUCUGCAAGCGUUAUGUCAAAAUAAGUUUGUUACUCACCAAAUAUGGGGUUUCACAGAGCAACUAUCUCCAUUUACUCACGUUACGGCCGCUAUGUACUUCCAAAAAAGGUCUGCCCCAUAGAAAUUGAUACUCUUUGCUAUAAUAACCAGUUAUAUUGCUAAUUUACCAAGGCCUUUGUCCACAGAUUUAAGAUUCAGAUUAAAUGAGGCCUGCCGUUCUGUCCACUUUGUCUAGGACCAGUGAACAUUAACUCUGAAACAAUAUUUCCAAUUGAACUUUAGGAAAUGUUGCAAAAUGUAAUGCACUUGAUCACCCCUACCACUCCUUAUAGAACAUAUCAGUUAAGCCAUCUUAAACUCUAAGGCCUAUAAUUUUAAUGGCGAAUUGGUUAUACAUUUGGGAAUAUGCUACAAUACAUGAAAACAUAUUCUACUGCUUAAAUAGUUUAUUACAAUUAGCUACACACAUUAAAUUGGUCUUAAAAAUAUGUAUUUUAUUGUUAAAUAAGUGAAUGAAAUGCUAAUGCGAAGACUCAUUGUUCACACUCUGAUUCCAUACCAUUAUACAUGAAUAAUCUGAUAUCUGAAUAGUUCAUGCAUCUGUAGUCUCCUUUGUGGUGUUGGCUCUUGCAUGGUCUUGUUUUACAUUUUCUCAUGUCUACAGUUUUUCUGCAGCAUAAAAUGUGUUUGUUGCAGAUUUUUAGUUGCUUUCCUGAUUUAUCUCGCUGCUUUUCUCCUCUUGCUAUCCCCUGGUCAGUUGUCCAUAUCCUCACACUGUGGUCUGUUGUCCUUUACCUCUUCUAGUCCAACCGGGAAGAAGUUUCGGAGCAAGCCUCAGCUGGCUCGUUACCUUGGCAACCAGAUGGACCUUAGCUCCUUCGACUUCCGCACAGGGAAGAUGCUCAUGAGUAAACUGAACAAGAACAGGCAGAGACUGCGCUAUGACAACAACAAUCAGACCAAGGUGAGAGGGUUGUCUUCUGAAAUAAUAUUUCUAGACACGUAGGACACACUCUUCUAAACGACUGCACCCUUAUUUGUUGUCAAACCAGCAGUUAGAAAGAAGAAUGCUGAAAAAUGUGUUACAAGGCUUUUCCCCAGGCGCUAAGGAUAACUGACAUACACUACCAGUCAAAAUUUUGGACACCUACUCAUUCAAGGGUUUUUCUUUAUUUUUACUAUUUUUUACAUUGUAGAAUAAUAGUGAAGACAUCAAAACUAUGAAAUAACACAUAUGGAAUCAUGUAGUUACCAAAAAAGUGUUUAUCAAAAUAUAUUUCAUAUUUGCGAUUCUUCAAAUAGCCACCCUUUGCCUUGAUGACAGCUUUGCAAACUCUUGGCAUUCUUUCAUCCAACUUCAUGAGGUAGUCACCUGGAAUGCAUUUCAAUUAACAGGUGUGCCUUCUUAAAAGUUGAUUAGUGGAAUUUCUUUCCUUCUUAAUGCAUUUGAGCCAAUCAGUUGUGUUGUGACAAGGUAUACAGAAGAUAGCCCUAUUUGGUAAAAGACCAAGUCCAUAUUAUGGCAAGAACAGCUCAAAUAAGCAAAGAGAAACAACAGUCCAUCAUUACUUUAAGACAUGAAGGUCAGUCAAUACGGAAAAUGUCAAGAACUUUGAAAGUUUCUUAAAGUGCAGUCGCAAAAACCAUCAAGCGCUAUGAUGAAACUGGCUCUCAUGAGGACCGCCACAGGGAUGGAAGACCCAGAAUUACCUCUGCUGCAGAGGAUAAGUUCAUUAGAGUUACCAGCCUCAGAAAUUGCAGCCCAAAUAAAUGCUUCACAGAGUUCAAGUAACAGACACAUCUCAACAUCAACUGUUCAGAGGUGACUGUGUGAAUCAGGCAUUCAUGGUCAAAUUGCUGUAAAGAAACCACUACUAUUAAAUCAAGUCUAAUUUUAUCUGUCACAUGCGCCAAAUACAACAGGUGUAGGUAGACCUUACAUUGAAAUGCUUACUUACAAGCCCUUAACCAACAAUGCAGUUUUAAGAAAGAAUACCUAAAAGAUAAAAAUACUAUAAAUAAAAGUAACAAAUAAUUAAAGAGCAGCAGUAAAAUAACAAUAGCGGGGCUAUAUACAGGGGGUACCUGUACCGAGUCAAUGUGCGGGGGCACCGGUUAGUCGAGGGAAUUGAGGUAAUAUGUACAGUUGAAGUCGGAAGUUUACAUACACUUAGGUUGGAGUCAUUAAAACUCGUUUUUCAACCACUCCACACAUUUCUUGUUAACAAAUUAUAGUUUUGGCAAGUCGGUUAGGACAUCUACUUUGUGCAUGACACAAGUCAUUUUUCCAACAAUUGUUUACAGACAGAUUAUUUCACUUAUAAUUCACUGUAUCACAAUUCCAGUGGGUCAGAAGUUUACAUACACUAAGUUGACUGUGACUUUAAACAACUUGGAAAAUUCCAGAAAAUGAUGUCAUGGCUUUAGAAGCUUCUGAUAGGCUAAUUGACAUCAUUUAAGUCAAUUGGAGGUGUACCUGUGGAUGUAUUUCAAGGCCUACCUUCAAACUCAGUGCCGCUUUGCUUGACAUCAUGGGAAAAUCAAAAGAAAUCAGCCAAGACCUCAGGAAAAAAAUUCUAGACCUCCACAAGUCUGGUUCAUCCUUGGGAGCAAUUUCCAAACGCCUGAAGGUACCACGUUCAUCUGUACAAACAAUAGUACGCAAGUAUAAACAGCCGUCAUACCGCUCAGGAAGGAGACACGUUCUGUCUCCUAGAGAUGAACGUACUUUGGUGCAAAAAGUGCAAAUCAAUCCCAGAACAACAGCAAAGGACCUUGUGAAGAUGCUGGAGGAAACAGGUACAAAAGUAUCUAUAUCCACAGUAAAACAAGUCCUAUAUCGACAUAACCUGAAAGGCCGCUCAGCAAGGAAGAAGCCUAAAACUGCUCCAAAACUGCCAUAAAAAAGCCAGAAUACGGUUUGGAACUGCACACGGGGACAAAGAUCAUACUUUUUGGAGAAAUGUCCUCUGGUCUGAUGAAACAAAAAUAUAACUGUUUGGCCAUAAUGACCAUCGUUAUGUUUGGAGGAAAAAGGGGGUAGCUUGCAAGCCGAAGAACACCAUCCCAACCGUGAAGCACAGGAGUGGCAGCAUCAUGCUGUGGGGGUGCUUUGCUGCAGGAGGGACUGGUGCACUUCACAAAGUAGAUGGCAUCAUGAGGAUGGAAAAUUAUAUGGAUAUAUUGAAGCAACAUCUCAAGACAUCAGUCAGGAAGUUAAAGCUUGGUCGCAAAUGGGUCUUCCAAAUGGACAAUGACCCCAAGCAUACUUCCAAAGUUGUGGCAAAAUGGCUUAAGGACAACAAUGUCAAGGUAUUGGAGUGGCCAUCACAAAGCCCUGACCUCAAUCCUAUAGAACAUUUGUGGGCAGAACUUUUAAAGCGUGUGCGAGCAAGGAGGCCUACAAACCUGACUCAGUUACACCAGCUCUGUCAGGGGGAAUGUGCCAAAAUUCACCCAACUUAUUGUGGGAAGCUUGUGGAAGGCUACCCAAAAUGUUUGACCCAAGUUAAACAAUUUAAAGGCAUUGCUAUCAAAUACAAAUUGAGUGAAUGUACACUUCUGACCCACUGGGAAUGUGAUGAAAGAAAUAAAAGCUUAAAUAAAUCAUUCUCUCUACUAUUAUUCUGACAUUUCACAUUCUUAAAAUAAAGUGGUGAUCCUAACUGACCUAAAACAGGGAAUUUUUACUAGGAUUAAAUGUCAGGAAUUGUGAAAAACUGAGUUUAAAUGUAUUUGGCUAAGGUGUAUGUAAACUUCCGACUUCAACUGUACAUGUAGGUAGAGUUAUUAAAGUGACUAUGCAUAGAUAAUAAACAGAGAGUAGCAGCAGCGUAAAAGAGGGGAGGGCAAUGUAAAAAGUCUGCGUAGCCAUUUGAUUAGAUGUUCAGCAGUCUUAUGGCUUGGGGGUGGAAGCUGUUUAGAAGCUUGGCACUCCGGUACCGCUUGCCGUGCGGUAGCAGAGAGAACAGUCUAUGACUAGGGUGGCUGGAGUCUUUGACAAUUUUUAGGGCCUUCCUCCUGGAUGGCAGGAAGCUUGGCCCCAGGGAUGUACUGGGCCGUACGCACUACCCUCUGUAGUGCCUUGCGGUCGGAGGCCGAGCAGUUGCCAUAUCAGGCAGUGAUGCAACCAGUCAGGAUGCUCUCUGGUGCAGCUAUAUAAACUUUUUUAGGAUCUGAGGACCCAUGCCAAAUCUUUUCAGUCUCCUUAGGGGGAUAGGUUUUGUCGUGCCCUCUUCACGACUGUCUUGGUGUGCUUGGACCAUGUUAGUUUGUUGGUGAUGUGGACACCAAGGAACUUGAAGCUCUCAACCUGCUCCACUACAGCCCUGUCGAUAAGAAUAGGGGCGUGCUCGGUCCUCUUCUUUUUCCUGUAGUCCACAAUCAUCUCCUUUGUCUUGAUCACGUUGAGGGAGAGGUUGUUGUCCUGGCACCACACAGCCAGGUCUCUGACCUCCUCCCUAUAGGCUGUCUCGUCGUUGUCGGUGAUCAGGCCUACCACUGUUGUGUCAUCGGCAAUCUUAAUGAUGGUGUUGGAGUUGUGCCUGGCCAUGCAGUCAUGAGUGAACAGGGAGUACAGGAGGGGACUGAGCACGCACCCCUGAGGGGCCCCCGUGUUGAGGAUCAGUUGGCGGAUGUGUUGUUACCUACACUUACCACCUGGGGGUGGCCCGUCAGGAAGUCAAGGAUCCAGUUGCAGAGAGAGGUGUUUAGUCCCAGGGUCCUUAGCUUAGUGAUGAGACACCAAUAAGGGGAGGUGUUUAAUCCCAGAGACACCAAUAAAGGGAGGUAUUUAGUCCCAGGGUCUUUAGCUUACUAAAAGACACCAAUAAGAAGAAGCGACCUGCUUGGGCCAAGAAACACGAGCAAUGGACAUUAGACCGGUGGAAAUUUGUCCUUUGGUCUGGAGUCCAAAUUGGAGAUUGUUGGUUUCAACCACCGUGUCUUUGUGAGACGCGGUGUGGGUGAACGGAUGAUCUCUACAUGUGUAUUUCCCACUGUAAAGCAUGGAGGAGGAGGUGUUAUGGUGUGGGGGUGCUUUGCUGGUAACACUGUCUGUGAUUUAUUUAGAAUUCAAGGCACACUUAACCAGCAUGGCUACCACAGCAUUCUGCAGCGAUAUGCCAUCCCAUCUGGUUUGGGCUUAGUGGAACUAUCAUUUGUUUUUCAAUAGGACAAUGAUUCAACACACCUCCAGACUGUGUAAGGGCUAUUUUACCAACAAGGAGAGUGAUGGAGUGCUGCAUCAGAUGACCUGGCCUCCACAAUCCCCCGACCUCAACCCAACUUAGAUGGUUUGGGAUGAGUCGGACCGCAGAGUAAAGGAAAAGCAGCCAACAAAUGCUCAGCAUAUGUGGGAACUCCUUCAAGACUGUUGGAAAAGCAUUCCAGGUGAAGCUGGUUGAGAGAAUGCCAAGAGUGUGCAAAGCUGUCAUCAAGGCAAAGGGUGGCUAUUUGAAGAAUCUCAAAUAUAAAAUAGAUUUGGGUCUGUUUAACAGUUUUUUGGUUACUACAUGAUUCCUAAUGUGUUAUUUCAUAAUUUUGUUAUUCUACAAUGUAAAAAAUAGUAAAAAUAAAGACAAAACCUGGAAUGAGUAGGUGUGUCCAAACUUUUGACUGGUACUAUAUAUCUAGUACUUUCUAGUAUUUGAGGAACAUCUCUGUGGCUACAUAGUGUUGGUUGUCACUGUCAGCUGUUUCUUUGUGCGUGUCUUCCAGGGCAAGCCAGACCUGAACACAUCACUCCCCGUCAGACAGACUGCUUCCAUCUUUAAGCAGCCUGUCACCAAGGUUACUAACCACCCCAGCAACAAAGUCAAGACAGAUCCACAGAAAGCCGUGGACCAGCCGAGACAGGUAAACACAGCCAUUAGCCUGUAUGGUGUAAACUGCAGUUACAUUGGGUUAUAUGCUUUUAUUCCUGAAGGUUAUUUUGACUAAUGAGAGACCAAAUCUAAAUUCAUUUGUAUUUGUUUUGUCCACAGCUUUUCUGGGAGAAGAAGCUCGGUGGUCUCAAUGCGUUUGACAUCGCAGAGGAGCUAGUGAAGACAAUGGACCUGCCUAAAGGUCUGCAAGGUAAGAGAAAGAGCCAUGUUCACUGCGUGUACAACACAUUAGGAACUGACCAUGUGAAUCUAGGUGAAAGCUAUUGUGCAACACAAUAUUAGGAAGGUGUAUAUUUGUGUAUAUUUCCCAUUUCCCACACAGUGUAUAUUUCCCAUUAGAUUUUUGAAUGUCUUCUCACUUCUGUGAUUGUGACCACCUGUCUGUCAUAUAGGAGUUGGACCUGGAUGUACAGACAAGACUCUACUGUCAGCGAUAGCCAGCGCCCUGCACACCAGUGCAGCCCCCAUCACCGGUCAGCUGUCUGCAGCCGUGGAGAAGAACCCAGGGGUGUGGCUCAACACGACCCAGCCCCUCUGCAAGGCCUUCAUAGUCACUGACGAGGACAUCAGGUACAUACAGGAGAGGACAUGCUAUGAAGAAUUGAAUCUGAGUAAUUAAGAGCUGAUAACUUUGUUUUCCCAUGCUGUUUAGCUCAAUUUCAGUCCAUAUCUUUAAUAGUUGUAUUUGUAUGUUAUCUCAUCAUGGUGAGUGUAGGAAGCAGGAGGAGCUGGUGUACAGUGUGAGGAAGAAGCUGGAGGAGGCUCUAAUGGCGGACAUGUUGGCUCAUGUGCAGGAAGCAGCCAGCGAGGGCGACUCACUCGAUGAAGGCAAUGACGACAUGGAGACUGUAUAGCAGAGGUAGGCUACUGUACAGAGAGACUGUAGCAGAGGUAGGCUACUGUACAGAGACUAUAGCAGAGGUAGGCUACUGUACAGAGAGACUGUAUUGCAGAGGUAGGCUACUGUACAGAGAGACUGUAUAGCAGAGGUAGGCUACUGUACAGAGAGACUGUAUAGCAAAGGUAGGCUACUGUACAGAGAGACUGUAUAGCAGAGGUAGGCUACUGUACAGAGAGACUGUAUAGCAGAGGUAGGCUACUGUACAGAGAGACUGUAUAGCAGAGGUAGGCUACUGUUCAGAGAAACUGUAGCAGAGGUAGGCUACUGUACAGAGAGACUGUAUAGCAGAGGUGGGCUACUGUACAGAGAGACUGUAUAGCAGAGGUAGCCUACUGUACAGAGAGACUGUAUAGCAGAGGUAGGCUACUGUACAGAGAGACUGUAUAGCAGAGGUAGGCUACUGUACAGAGAGACUGUAUAGCAGAGGUAGGCUACUGUACAGAGAGACUGUAUAGCAGAGGUAGGCUACUGUACAGAGAGACUGUAUAGCAGAGGUAGGCUACUGUACAGAGAGACUGUAUAGCAGAGGUAGGCCACAGUGUCAGUGUUGUUGAAACAUGGGAGAGACCUUGCACACUGUUGAAAAAGAAGAAUAAAUCCAAGACUGAGGCUUAAAUGCAAAAAUAUUGAUGUUUGACACUGAUGAUGGCUUGAUGCCGAAACAUUUGUGCUCUGUUUUUCACCUUUUAAUUUAUGCACAAUGAACAUUUGGGCAUCAUGAUGUCCCAAUAAAACAUCUCUAUUUUUACAUUUAAGCCUCAGUUUUGGAUAUAUUCCUUUUUCUUAUUUUUACCUUUUAUUUUGACAGGGAGUCAAUGCUGAGACCAAGGUCUCUUUUCCAAAUGAUCUCUGUUUACCACAACAAUAUACAUGAAAAUACAAUCAAGAUCCUAUUUUUCGAGAGUGUCGGGGUCUCCAUCUCUUCCAGUAUUCUCAUUUUGAUAACUACGCUCCUGGAACAGACACUAUUUGGUUUAAAGGACCUUUAAAGUGCGCAGACGGCCGGCCUCCUGUUGUUCAAAGUACAUACGCUGCUGCUGUUUAUUAUCUAUCCUGAUGCCUAGUCACUUUACCCAUACCUAUAUGUAGAGAUCUACUGCAAUUACCCCAUACCCCUACACAUCGUAUUUAUUCCUCAUGUUAUUAUUUUUCCACGUUUCUCUCUGCUUUGUUGGGAAGGGCCCGGAAGUAAACAUUUCAAUAUAGGUCUACACCUGUACACAAUUGUAUUUUAUUUGUAAAAUGGUUGUUCAGGCUUGUACAGCAUUUAUGGGCUCCCCCCAGUUUCUCAAUAGAUUAAAUUCAGAGCUGCAAAUCAUGCCACCCAAGGGAUGUGAUAUGACACAUUUUAUAAUUUGAUUUACAAUCUGUAUUUGUUAAGCUAUUUCAACAAACCUCUAUCUUUAUCCUCUGUUCCAGGGUGAUGGGGUGUUAUAGAGUAGUCUGGAUGGGUUUUCAACUCCUUCUCACAGGACAAUGAAACCCGGAACCCUGUACCAAUCCAACCAAAAGAACUGCCCACUUUCUACCCAUCCCCUUCCACGUGCUACCCCUCUGAAGCUGUGCCUACCUACUGCCCAGCCCGCCCACUGUUUGGGCUCUUCUGGCACCAGCACUAGGAAAGGACUUGGACUGAGCAAUUCUGAAUCAAAUUGGUUAUUAGCGAAAUUAGCUUUCUUUUGAAAAAGAGAGCAUCAAAUAACAUUUUGGCGGUGCAGAGUGAAAGAGAUCGGUUACAUACAGUAUGAUGAUGAAUUCAGUGUUCAAUUCUUUUUUUACAAUACAUUUUAUGGAUUUGCUGAAUGUGAGUUAUAUAUUGUCAUUGUCAACCCCCCCCCCCCCCCCAAAAAAAAAAAACAUGUUUUAAAUGAAUUUGGGUAUUUUGAAUUAGAAGUUAAUUCUGUUUUUUCCAUGGGUUUUUCUUUCUGGGUUUCUAAUG
Messenger RNA from Coregonus sp. 'balchen', 12152 nucleotides. Lineage: Eukaryota; Metazoa; Chordata; Actinopteri; Salmoniformes; Salmonidae. The record is from the annotation of a GenBank genome assembly.